GCCGCGAAACGAAAUCGGUCGGUAUUCGCGGCGCCCGCGGGUCCGCCCACAGUGCGACGCGCACCUUCGUCCUGUCCCCGUCGUUCCACCACGUCGUAACGUCUCGCAUUGAAAAUCAUCACCCUAUCAAAGUGACGCACUCCCAUCCGCACCAAUUUCAAUAUAAAUAAUUUCAAGAUAAUUCAACAGAAUCACGAUUGUUUAUCCCCGUGAAAAUCCACCGGUGAAUGAUUACUCUGUGCUGUGUGAACGAUAAGACAAAAUAUCUCUGAGACCCAUCAUCAAAAAUCGCCAAUGUCCCCCUGUGAUUUUUCGUACGCCCACUCGUGCGGCUAAUCGCCACGUACAAACGUUAUAUUAUGUCACACUCCCACGCGAGCGAAACUGAAUGCAACCGCGGGUGUAACGUCGUUUGACAUUUUGCCAAAUCCCCCCGCCACUCCACCCCAUCUCCCACCGACAUAAAAUUUCGCGAUAAUUGAAAAUAAUGUGUGAAAAAGCAUUAAUCGUUCGUUGUACUCCCCUGGACUGUGAUUAAUCAGUGAUUAAUCGGUGAUUAAUCGGUGAUCAAUAAGUUUGUGGUAAUUGAACUCUUCGGUAAUACUGAGUGAUAAUUGACAAACGAAAUGAGUGAUCCACCGAGGAAUGAAUUCAGUGAUUUAGGAAACGAUUAGAGACAUCUUAGUGUUGUGCACUCGAUCAUUUAUCUCUUCUGUUGAUUAUCGAUUAAUUAAUUAGUUAUUGACGAUCGAUUGGCCAGUGGGACGCGAGAUAAGUGCGAAAGGUUUUUCGUGAGCCGUCGGUCGCGUCACGACGUAUGAUCCAGCAAGUGGUGUAAAUGCCUGGUGAGAUGGAUGUUACGCCACGUAUAAACGAAGUAGUGACGAUAUAUGGAUACCCAUGGAUGGAAUUUGGCCGAAAUGUGCCAGCGAUACCAUCACGCUGUACCUGGAGUCCAAAACUCAUCACCGAGUAGGGAACAGGCUGGUGCCGUCGUGCAAGGGCUGUCAACUGUCCCUCACGUCGAACAGCCCAGUCCCUCUUAUUCCCAUUAUACGAUGUUGGAUAAUUAUGACAGGGCUGAGGUGACAACUCCACCCGUGAGCUAUGGAAGUUCUCCGGGUCUUCUGGCUCUUCAUUCCUCCUUGUACGGGACACCAACAUCCAGAGGUUUCGAUAUUGAUUCGAAUAUCGAUGGAAAUGAAAGUGGACUACCCCUUGAUGCUCAAAUUAUUCCAAUACCAGGAAUGCUGAACAGUCCUGCACAGCAGAGACUGGAGGACAUGUCCUGGCUGGCGUCAGGACCAUCACUGGACUAUCAGCAGAGUCUCUCAUCGAUUCCUGGUGGAGUGAAAAUGUGUCAUCCUGGUAAUUCAGCCCAACGAAGCCUCAAGGAACAACGGAUCAGACGUCCAAUGAAUGCCUUCAUGGUGUGGGCAAAGGUCGAGCGAAAAAAAUUGGCGGAUGAAAAUCCUGAUCUCCACAAUGCCGAUCUCAGCAAAAUGCUUGGAAAGAAAUGGAGAGGCCUGACCCCCCAAGACCGUCGUCCCUACGUCGAAGAAGCCGAACGUCUCCGAGUAAUUCACAUGCAGGAGCAUCCGAACUACAAAUACAGACCGCGUCGUAGAAAACACGCAAAAAGAGCACCAGGUGCACCAGCAUCACCACCAUCAGCAGUAAAUACCCCGGGAACUAGGUCGACACCAGUUGGGGGCACAUCAGUGCAUCACUCAAUGACAAAGAUGGACGGAUACCAGGGGAUUCCCCAGUUGCCCUGGGGCGGACACUCGCCAAUUUCCUCGUUGUAUCAUCAGCAAGGCCAACACGCCAUGCAGGACUACAAGUCGGAGAAUAAUUCAUUGUAUGGCAGUCCAUACACACCAAUCAUUCACACGCCUGAUGCAUCACCCAUUGCAAGUCCUGAGCCUGAUGGGGACGGGACGCACCUUCCAUCCUCGCAGAAUCCGGACCCGGAGAGGGAACUUAUGGAGGGUACUAAACACAAUGAGCUGGUUGAACAGAGCAAACGCUACACCUACAUGAACACCGACAGUCAGUUGCAUACUGGACAUGCCGGAGGCACUACCAUAUCAUCCUGUCAGAAUACUCAUGGAUACACCGACACUCUGACCUAUAAGAAAUCCGUAAGUUAUUUGAAUUUCGAGAGACAAACAACGAGUAUAGCUGCUGUUGGGAUUGCCAAUGGCAUGAUGGUAUCCUGCAACAAGCUGAGAUCUGGUUUUGACAAUGUUGGCUCUGUCACGGGUACAUUUUAUCCACCAGUUGCUUCGCCACAUGAUCAGACCCUCCAUUAUAGCAGCCCCCAGUCGUCCAAGGGGAGUAAUUACUCCAUGCAGGGGAGUGUUGAGAGUAAUUAUAAUCAUCAGAUUAAUUGUGGGAGCAGGCAGCAGAGUGUAGGGCUCAGGAAUACCAAUGAUCAAUGCUCGAGUGUAUCCCAUCGUUAUCAGUUACAUCAUCAGGAGUACCAGCCGGAGCCACAACAAAAUCAACAGCACGUGUUGAGCCACUUAGAUCCCUCAAUGACUGAAGAUGAGCAGGAACAAUCGUUGCAGUUUGAAAAAUAUUACAAAUAUACCCAUCCAACGAGUAUUGCCCACACAACCAUGACAACCCAGAGCCUUCUGGACAGCAAUCACAAUUACGCCAGUGAUUUGCGUUAUUACACACCUCAGCAGAGCCAGAUGGAUCUCUCCAGCAGUCAGUGUAUCGUCGAUGAUCAGGGUAAGGAUAAUCAGUGCUCAUCCAACAGUGGACACUCGAUUGAUCAGUAUCAUCAGGGCAUCGACAUGGCUAAGUACCAGGAGCAGCAGGCACAUCAGCAACCCCAGCAUCCAAAUCAGCCCCAGGGAAUCGAUCAGGUGAAGAGCGAUGAUGACUUCAGUGUCAUACUCGCUGAUGUCAGAAAGACCUGUUACAGCAGUUAGUCAUAUGUCGAUAGGAAUCUCAAAAUUCAAGGAGUGAGAGACAGAAUCAAACGGAAAUGACUCGAAAAUUUUUCAGCGUUUCUCCUCGCGUCUUAUCGUCACAUCUCCGAGACGAAUUUCGCUUCCAGGAAACACAGGUUUCCUUUCUCACAGACUAUUUCAUGUUCUUCAGGAUGACAGAGGAAAUUCAGUUCAAUGGAUAUAUCGAUGUGGUCUAGUUGGGAACGAUCGGUGAAAAUAUCAAUGAGGUAAAAUUGAAUUUUGAAGAAAUUACUGGAGGAGACAUGGUGGAUAUUAAGUAAGGAAAAUUGAAUAGAAAAGUCCUGAAGGGAAUUGAUAAUUUUAAUUUCAAUUUCAAAAUUUCUUGUAAUAAAAAAAUGGUAAUGAGGGAAUGGAUACACUGGGCCCCGGUGCAUUGUCAUUUUUAUUUUGGCAAGAAAUUCUAGGAAAAUUUCGCAUUUUUGAUCUCGUAGUUGACGGUUGUUAACUUCCAUUCCAUGACAUGUCGAUAAAGAGAGUGAAUUUAAUUAUU
This is a messenger RNA of Fopius arisanus, 3477 nucleotides long. RefSeq names its product Sox box protein 15. Gene Ontology annotation, molecular function: DNA-binding transcription factor activity, RNA polymerase II-specific; RNA polymerase II cis-regulatory region sequence-specific DNA binding. Lineage: Eukaryota; Metazoa; Arthropoda; Insecta; Hymenoptera; Braconidae. Bases 891 to 2945 code for a protein of 684 amino acids. The record is from RefSeq and is a predicted model, not a curated record. Gene Ontology annotation, biological process: anatomical structure morphogenesis; regulation of DNA-templated transcription; cell differentiation. The transcript is spliced from 9 exons.